Molecule: messenger RNA, 3244 nt
Organism: Pyrgilauda ruficollis (rufous-necked snowfinch)
Lineage: Eukaryota; Metazoa; Chordata; Aves; Passeriformes; Passeridae
Product: cystatin-A-like
Exons: 4
Coding region: 2853-3149 (98 amino acids)
Cellular component (GO): cytosol
Molecular function (GO): cysteine-type endopeptidase inhibitor activity
Source: RefSeq, a predicted model, not a curated record
UCCAGAGUCCUGUGCAUGCCUUACCUCCUCCACUGGGGCUUUCCCUUUGCUUGCAAGUGGUGAAUAGAGGUGGGCAGAUCCCACAUGCUUGGAAAGUCUUCUCAAGCUUGAGCAUCUUUCCUUCUGUGAAAUAGAAAGAGGUGUUGUUCUUUUUCUAGCAUUCAGUGCUGUUGUCUUCUGCAGCCUGUAGGCAUGAAAGACUGAUGAAACAGUACCUGGUGCAAGAUGUUACUCAGCUUCAAAGCUGUACAGAAUGCCAGUGGUGAUGUCCCAGCAGAGAGUCUCCAAGAUAACAGCAGCACAGUGAUGUGAGGGGAAGCUUCCAGUUGUGCUGAUGGAGAGUGUACACUGGCCUGGUACGUGAUACCAGCCACGUCUCAAACACUGCAGGGGGCACACUCAGCUUGUUGUGCAAGAGGUGGUGUGGGGGUGGCUGUUCUUUUCAAGGCAGUGUUCCAAAUCCUGGUUCAUUACAUCCAAAACUUAGUGUAGAGAGGGGUGGGUGGAGGUGGGAGUUGCCCCAGAUAAGGUUGAUCAGUUGCCUCUGGUCAUCUUUGAUCGCAGGUCUGUGAAAUGUCAGCACUUAAAAGUGGUUUCAUUGAAUACUUGUGCAGGAUGAGUACUGCAUCCCAGUCUUAGAAAUAUCACUGGAUUUUGGGACAGCCAUUAGCACUGCCGUGGAAAGGAAACUUCCGCAUCAACUUGCUGACUAUUAGACUUGAUUUUUUUUUUCCCUUCUGCACAACUGUGCAUUCUGGGGGAAAAAAAAAGUUGUUAUGCUUUAAAGUAAAAAGCCAGCAAACCCAGAAAUGUGGAGUCCAGUGGAUGGCUUCCGCGCAACAUUAAUAUCUUUAAUUUCACACCUAGAGUCUUUCCAAGAUUAUAAAUGAACCCUCCUAGACUUUGUGUUCGGUGUAUUUGUUGCUAGACAGAAUCAGGAGUUCUCCAGGAAUGUACUGCUGCCCUGGGGAAUCUUAACAUGCCUUCCCAAGGAAAUUAGCAGGAUCUGUAUCCUGGUGAGUGGAGAGGUUUAUAAAAUGCCCUGUUUUAGCACUGGUGCCGUGCAGUUGUUGGACACAUUCUUUGAUUUCUGGCCUCAGUAAGGUGAACUGGCUCUUCGAGUUCCUUAACUUAUCUGUCCUGCUGUGGUGGAACAGGUGGUGGAACAUGAUCAGCAUUUGAGUGAAUCAGCAGGGUCUUAUGCAAAAGAAGGUUUGAGUUGUCAUCAGUUCCAUGAAUGAGGACUCUGAGGAACUCCUCAUCUGGAGAGAAGCUGGUGAAAGUGGCAGAAUUACAGUUUUAAGAGCUGUCACUCCCUUUAUUCCUGAGAACUGGAAGGAUUUUUCUCUCUGUUCACAAAAAUAUUGUCUCAGGACAAUUGAUUUUUCCUCAAAUGCUUUUUGUCCACUUCCAUAACACUGCUGCUGAAGUCUGGAAAAUUCUGCAGUAUCUUUUUCAGUAGCAUGCUGUAAUACUCAUCAGUACUGUUGAGUGUAGGGUCCCUACAGCCCCAGUUUCUCAAUCUCAGGGGCUUUGUACCAAAACCAGGCCUUGAAGUCAGAUCUGAAGCACUUUUUACAGUGUCUUGCAUCAUUUGUUAUCUGUGAGGAGGAGGUUCAGUAGUAUGGGUAGGACACAGAUAAGUUUGUUGCUAUGGCCAUAAUCCCACCUCUUCCCAGCAAAUUCCCUAAUGCUGAUCCCAGCAGAAAUGCCCAUUGCCUGUGUGCAGUAUAUAUUCUCAUUUCACCUGCUCCCAUGUACCUGCCCCUAUAGACCAAAAAGUCUCUGGUCUGUUUCUGCUUCUCUGGUCCUUGCUGUGGAACAAAAUUCCUCAUAUUUGCUGGAGAGGGAGAUGGCAGAAAUAUUGACAGGGACUAAUUUUUUUCUGUGGUCUUGAAGUGUUAGUUGUCCCUUACCAGGGAGGGCUGCUAGCAGUUAUUAGCCUUCCCCCAGUAGGAUUUGAGCUUUGUACAUUCAUGAAUGUGACUGUGCCCUGUGACUGUAACUGCAGAAUGAAUACUUCUGAUUAUACAUUCUCAUGUGAUCUGGUUCAACAGCGUACAUUGAAAAUGGGAUAGCUUUUGUGUUUUUUGAUUGUACUUUGUCUUCCAGGAAAUUGGCACUGGAGUUAAAAAGUAGAUUUUAUUGCACAUUCAGUUGCUAUUAUGAUUUCCUGAAUGCAGCUUUUGCUUUGAUGGGAAAGAAGCAGAAAUGCCUUAUUUGCAGUACUUACCUGAAUCUGGGAUUGAAUUAUUUUCUACUUCUGUUGCUGGUGUUUACCUUGGCACCUUUUUGGUCAGGCAGAGGAAAGUCACGUCACUGAAUGUAAGAUGCCAUCUGCUCCCAUUUCCCCACUUAGAAGGAUAUUGAGAAAAUAAAAUUUCAAGUUAAACGGGACCUACACUAAGGAAAGUGCUGCAUCCUUUUCUCUGAUCAGUAAAGGUGUUGGGAAAUACUGGGUGUGUCUUUGAUCAGUUUCCCAAGAGCUCAGCCUAGUCAUCUGCACAUGGGUGGGGAGGCAAGAGGUUCCAGCUGCAGCCCAAACCAACUCUCUUUAAGAUGUGGGUGACUGGAGGCUUUGCUUUUCUUUUGGAUGUGAAGACCAUAAACACUACUUUAAGUGCUUUUUACAUUUAUUAAUAAUAUUGCCAGUGCUUUACAUUGCUUUUCCCCCUCUUUUCCCCGCUUGUCUCCUCCAGUUCAGUAAUGGUAGGCUCCGUGUGUUGCAGGUCACAUGGUUCCAUGACACAUGUGUGUGUGUAUAUAUGUGAGAUGCCCGGGGACUCUGCUCAGACUGCACUGAACUUCCCUCUUCAGAGCCACUCAUCAUUUCAGAGAAGUCACCUGCCACCAUGAUGCCUGGGGGCUUAUCUGACACCAAGCCAGCCACUCCAGAAGUUCAGCAGCUUGUUAACCAGGUGAAGCCACAGUUUGAAAGCCAGGCAAACGUGAACUGUGCUGUCUUUACAGCCAUAGCAUAUAAGACUCAAGUGGUUGCUGGGACAAUGUACUUUAUUAAGGUCCAAGUUUCAGAUGCCGAAUAUGUCCACUUAAAGGUGUUCCAGAGUCUUCCUCAUGAGAACCUAGGUCCCAGCCUUGUCAGUUUUCAGACUGGCAAAACCAGAGAUGACCCUCUGACCUAUUUCUAAGACACAGUGUGUUGCAGUGCCUCACCUCUGCAAAUCCUAUGGGGAUUCUGCUUGUGACAGUAAAAUAAAAUAAGUUUGGAAAGCUACUGUCCAUA